Suillus bovinus is the source of this 4705-nucleotide messenger RNA. Its product is annotated as CHAT domain-containing protein. Bases 171 to 4445 code for a protein of 1424 amino acids. The transcript has 6 exons. Gene Ontology annotation, molecular function: protein binding. The record is from RefSeq and is a predicted model, not a curated record. Lineage: Eukaryota; Fungi; Basidiomycota; Agaricomycetes; Boletales; Suillaceae.
UUGCCAUCUCAGAUCAUCCCUAUCACUCACAAACGCGUUUUUUUUAGUGAUCGGCAUACAAAAUCAUGAUGAAAGGUCUCACUACAAUGUAUCAGUCGACUUUGACGGUGUAGAAAUCCUUGGAACAACCCAGAUACUUGGGGUGGGUAAAAAUAUGCUCAGUACUAAAUAUGAUGCACACCAGCGUUGUGCAAUUCAAGAUAUACAAGGUUCUAGACGAUGAAAUGGAGACCACAUUACUGGAAGGGGAGGCGCAGUAUUCUCUAGCAGAACUAAAGUCUGCAAAUGGCAUCGAACAAGAUGACGGGUUUUCUGUAAUUUUGCCUCCAUCAAGUGUUUCGUUAUCUGUUCGAUUAAUGCCUUCACAGACUGAAAAAAGGAGCGAUGCGGAUGCUAGGUGCCUCACGCCUUCAGCAGAUAAUCGCUCAGAAACCGGUCUUCAAGAUGUGGAUUGGGGGUCGUUGAGUGAUCGAGCAAACAGCCUCAUUAGCAGCUACAGACAGACACAUCGAGGUGAAGACAUCGAAGAGGCCAUCCGAAUCCUUACAGCAUGGUACGGUGGCUUGCCCUCCGACAGUGAGAAUCGCGCUGCUUGCGCCAACAGUCUUGCUCAGGCAUUCCAUAUACGUCUCCAGCACUCGAAUAGCAUUGACGACCUCGAGCAAGCCGUACAUUACUGGAGUAUAGUUCUAGAGUUAUCGACUUCUGGAUCACCACAUUACGUCCCUCUGGUAGUCAAUUUGGGAGGCAUGCUUCGCAGGAAGUUUGAAUGGCAAGGAAAAUUCGAGGACUUGAAACAAGCAAUUAUGAUGUAUAGCGCCGCUACCUCUAGCUGUCCUCCAGAUAGCCCAUAUCGUCACAACCUCCUCAACAAUUACGCCCUCGCGGUUCUUAGUCGUUUUGAACAGAGUGGAGAUCCUCGAGACCUGGAUCUCUCGAUUCAAACCCACCAAGAAUGUCUGUCACUGCGACCACCUGGUCACCUAAGCCGUUUCUCGACACUGUCGAACCUUGCUGCCGCAAUCUGUGUUCGCUAUCGUCAUAGAGGAAACGUGGAUGAUUUCACCAGUGCAAUGGCAUACCACAACGAAGCGUUAGGACUUUGUUCGGCCGAAAGUCCAUCUUACGCAAUCAUUCUCAUGAAUAUCGGACUCAUGUUGCGGUAUUCAUUCCAGCGCAGCGGGGACUUGCAAGACUUAAAUACAGCAAUAAAGUAUUAUAGCGUUGCACUGACAAAUUGUCCUGAUAAUCACCCGACACGAUCUUCCCUCCUCGCCAACUACGCGGGUGAUCUCAAUCUCAGAUUUAUGCAGAGUGGAGAUAUCAAUGACCUCGAUUAUUCAAUCGAGCUCUAUACCAACUCCUUAGCCAAUCAGUCCCUCGCACAUGCACAUCGCUUUUCCUCCCUUCAUGGUCUUGCGAUUGCUCUGAUGAGUCGCUUCAAGGUUUACGGCGUUCCCGAGGAUCUUGAUCUCGCCAUAACACACAUAGUAUCUUCCAUGGCUCUGUGUGGGCCUUCGCACCCAGAACAUAUAUCUGUGCUUAUGGUCUGGAUCAAUUGCCUUAUCAUACGCUACAAGACGCGCGGAGAUGUCGCUGAUCUCGAUGAUGCUAUCGAGCACUCUGAGGCAGCCAUAUGUGUCUGCCCGAGGGAGAGUACUAACUACUUUCCCCUGUUGACUCAUGUCAACAACGCAUUGUCUGCACGGUUUUCUCGCCGACAGGACGUUCUAGAUCUGAAUAGGAUAAUUGACUACUGCGACUCGGCUCUCAGAGAUGUCCCACAUCACGAUAUCUCCAAUCAGGUCUUUGCCAUGGAUCGUGCAGAUGCUCUCCUACAACGAUAUUUCCAUGAAGGGGGCGUGGACGCCCUAGACCAUGUCAUUUCAUUUUACCGGGACAUAAUGCAAGAUAUAUCUCGAGGACAUCAAGCCUUUUCCCGUGUCCUCAUUCAACUAGCAUCAGCACUUCAAGCUCGCUUUGAGCAGAGCGGGAACGCAGACGAUCUUAAUUGCGCAGUCAAUCACUAUCGUACGUCAUGCGAGGUUUGCCCUUCUGGUCAUGAUGACCACUCUGCUGCCUUCUCGGGCCUCGGAAACGCCCUCCUGCUACGAUAUCAAAUCUUUGGUCCCCUGGAUGACCUUGAUGAAUGCUUAGUUCACCUAGCUCAUGUUGUCGAAGCUCGUGCUUUGGCCCCUUGCCAUCCAGAAUAUCCCAAAGGUCUUGCCAAUUUUGCAUAUGCUAUUUUCGCCCGCUUCCAAAACCAACAUGAUCUUACCGAUCUGGACACCGCUGUGAAUUAUCUACAGGUAGCUCGGGAUCAUCCCAACCAAUCAGAGAGACGGCACAUUUUGACCUACCUUGCCACUGCACUUUCUGCUCGUUACAAUGAACGCGAAGACAUUGAUGAUCUGCAAGAAAGUAUCAAGCUUUUUGAAACAGCGCUUCCCAUGUUUGCCCCAAAUAACCCCCAGGCGCUUCACCUCCGCCGAAAUCUUGCUCGUUCUUUGCAGAAGAUGUAUGCAAAACGACAAACGAUCGAAGAUCUGAAUGCUGCCAUUACCCAUUUCGAGACAUAUUUGACAGUCUCGCCAGAGGAUCACCCAGACCUGCCACUUGCGUUGAUUUCCUUAGCAAGCUGCAGGCAUAUGCGGGCAAAAGCGGGCAAAGACGAUGACGGCUUUCAGGAUGCUCUCUUACUUCUUUCCAAUGCCAGCGAGAAGCUGCCCGAAGCACACUCAUGGUUUUUCCUCAUUUACCACCUAUACACGACCAUUUUCGGAGAUUACUACAAGUCAACAAAGGAUACUUUGUUUCUAGAGAAGGCAUUCCACUAUCACCAGUUGGCUUCUAGCGCACCUGGAAUCCACACAUGGGAUCAACUUACUGCGGCUUUGCGUUGGAGAACGGACGCCAAUGUUUUUCAUCAUACGUCAGCUCUGGAAGCAUACAAAACUUCUUUAAAGCUGCUUGAUCGUCAUAUAAUGGCCACUCCUACGGUUCAUGGGCGCUAUAAAGCUUUGCUUGGAGGCAUAUUGGGUGACACACCCUCACUCGCUGCAGAUGCUACUGCCUGCGCGAUCAGCGCAGGCGAUCUUGAGCUGGCAGUCGAACUCUCAGAACAAGGCAGAGGCCUUCUUUGGUCCCAGAUGUCUCGCUUUCGAGCAACCAUUAAUGAUUUGCGAGUCGUUGAUGACGAAGGGCGUCGACUUGCGGAUGAAUUCGAGUUCCUCAGCGCUGAGCUUGGAAGAAGGCAGUCUGACUCCUCCUCAGCUGUCAGGACUGUCACUGACGCACUGCGACGAACACAGCAGGAAGAAGAGGCACGUCAAUAUCGCCAAAUAUCUUCUCAAUGGGAUGUUGUAGUCGGCAAAAUACGGCAAAAAGAAGGAUUUGCGUAUUUUUUGAACCCGAUGCCCUACAAAGAGCUAAGGGCAGCUGCAAUCGCCGGCCCCGUCGUUAUCAUCAAUGUAAGCGUGAAGCGAUGCGAUGCGAUCAUCAUUACCAAAGUCGGACCUCCUCGACUCAUUCCACUCCCUGAUGCCUCGCUAGGGGGCAUUACUACCGUGUCUGAUGAUUUCCGCAAUAUCCUGCGGAAUACUUCAGGAGUUGGAGAAGAGAGUGUUAGAGAAAAGCAGCUUAUACCUGUUUUUCGCAGGCUUUGGGACGCUGUGUUGGCUCCCAUUGUUGAGGAACUUUUGACCAUCGUGCCGAAGGGCUCUCGUAUUUGGUGGUGCCCAACAUCGAAACUCACUUCGCUGCCCAUUCAUGCUGUUGGACCGUACCGCAAAGGAGCCAACAACAUACUCAACAUCUAUGUUUCGUCAUACACACCAACUCUCUCUGCCUUGAUGCGCUCGAGGCGGCGAAACGCAUCCAAGGUGGCGUCGAAUACUCCGUCUUUCGUUUCCAUAGGUCAAUCAAAACCGAAUUCUGGAAGUGGAGAAAAGGAGUUGGAAGCUGUAGGAGCAGAACUUGAGCUCGUCAAAUCCCUUGUACCAUCAUCAAUGUCAUACUCAGAGGUAUCCGGGGACGAAGGAACCUUUAGCGGGGCGAUCCAAGCCUUAAAAACUAAUUCUUGGGUACACCUUGCGUGCCAUGGCAAGCAAGACUUCGUUCAGCCGUUCGAUUCGUCCUUUGCUCUCCGCGACAAGCCAUUGCGGCUUUCCGACAUCAUACAAGCCGAACCAGAAAACCCGGAGUUUGCUUUCCUGUCUGCUUGUCAUACUGCGGUCGGUGACAAAAACGCACCUGACGAAAUCAUCCAUCUCGCCGCAGCGAUGCAAUUUUCCGGUUUUAGAAGUGUCAUCGGUACAAUCGCGAUGUUUAGCAGUAAGAUCGACUGCACGUAUGCGGCUAGGGCUCUGAAUAAGGCUUCCAAAGCCGUCGACAAGGAUCAAGUACGAAUGGAUCAGAGAGUUGUAUUCAUUCACAUUGGAGCAUAGCCUUCAGCCUUGCAGUAGAAUUGGCACUUCUGUAUUUUGUAGAUCCGUGGAUUCUGGUACGUAUGGAUUCGAGUAGUACAUUCAUAUAGAUAUCAUGUUAUGAUGGUCGUAGUCCGAGCCUCACGCCUGAGGCUUUGGCAUGUCAUCAGAAAAUUCAUGAUGGUAGCUAUGCAACUAUAGGAGGCACAGCAAAGUCGGCCGGCGUGUCAGGCUGGACGAAACGAACCACUUUCGUCCGAUAAAGUUCUUCCUGCUCAAUC